Cynoglossus semilaevis (tongue sole) is the source of this 17213-nucleotide messenger RNA. RefSeq names its product ring finger protein 213a (gene rnf213a). Gene Ontology annotation, molecular function: ATP hydrolysis activity; ubiquitin-protein transferase activity. Gene Ontology annotation, cellular component: membrane; nucleolus; cytosol. Lineage: Eukaryota; Metazoa; Chordata; Actinopteri; Pleuronectiformes; Cynoglossidae. The record is from RefSeq and is a predicted model, not a curated record. Gene Ontology annotation, biological process: negative regulation of non-canonical Wnt signaling pathway; sprouting angiogenesis; ubiquitin-dependent protein catabolic process.
GAAACGAAACCUUAGGAAACACGGAAAUGACAAGAAACGGACGUGAACCGGUGCAGCGUCCUUCAGUCCAGUAGAGGCAGCGGCAUCACAAGGAGGCUAAGGCGUACGUUACUCUGUAUUACUCGAGCCAUUUCUGUCCGCACUGGACUGUCAAGUAGGAACAUAAAUAUCCAGCGCCACCUGGAGCAACCACCUGACCUUCUAUCUCUGCUGUCUGACACUGACUCUGCAGAGAAACCUAAACUUAAAACAUGAAGUGCUUCAAUUGUGGCCAUUGUGCUGUGGAGAAGACUGCAAAGUUCUGCUGCCAGUGUGGGGAGAGGCUGCAAACCACACCAAGUGCAGACACUCAGCCCAAACCCCUAGAGGCAUAUGUGAAAAGUGAAAAGUCAGAGGAACAGAACAGUACCCAAACUGAGGAUGACAAGGAAGACAGCAGGCCAAUAGAAUACCUGAGGGAAGAGCCUGAUAGCAUCCAAAACAAAAGGAGAAGGAAAAAGAAGAAGAGAAAGAAGAAAGAUGACAACAAAUUGUCAGAUCACGUCCAUAGCAUGCCAGAGGUGUCAUUUUUAUCCAUGGAGGAAGAUCUGGAAAAAAGGCUGCGGGGUAAAAGGGACUCCUUUUACAGUGAAACUUCAAACAGUGUAACUGAUGACACCUUGGACUUGCCCCAAGAUGGCUUCUCUUUGACUAGCCAGCCAAGAUCCUUAACAGACAAUGGUCCUGCUCCUGUGUCACAAGACACACAACUCAUUCAAAGCAAAAUGACUGCUGUGACAGUAGCACAGGUAGAAGAAGCUCCCAGAAACUCUGAUGACAGCAGUGCACAGCGGUCAACUGAUGACCUAACUGUCCAGGCAGUAUUAACUGGCACCUUGACUCAACAGUCUAUAUCACAGAACAAGGUGAUCCCUCCUCAGUCAGAUAGAGGCAAACAGACUAAAGACACAAGCAUUGAAAAUAAAGAAAUAUAUAAGGAAAAUGCAAUGACAAAAAUAAUACAAAAGGAACAAACAAGAGGCGAAGAAAAUGUUCAAAAGCAGACUGAUUUAAAGAUGGACUUUUGUAGUCCAAAGUUGGAACCUGAGUGUGGGAAGAAUGUGACUGCAACCACAGAGGUUGACGAGGGAACAGACGCAAACGGAGAAACAAACAAAUCAAAGUCCAACAGCCCAGCUGACUCAACACAUGAGAAAGCUUCAGCCGAUGCAGGAACUCCACCGGGGAUGUCUGAUGACAAGAAAGUGCUUCCUCAGCCAGAUACAGGCAAAGGGACAAAAAGGGACUCUAAAGUUCAUAAGGCUGACAGGCAAAAGAUGGUCAACACAGAAGAAGAGUCUACACUGGACCAGAACGCCAAUGUAGAGACGAAAGUGACACAAAAUAAACAAGCCAAAGGCAAAGAAUCGGGUCAGAAACGGACAGAAACUGUGGAACCUGGUUCAAAGAUGGUUUUUGGAAAUCAAAAUGUGAAGCCUGGAGGUGGGAAGAACGUGACUUCAUCAAAGAUUACAGAUGGUGAUAAGGGAUCAAAAACAGAAAGUGAAAAGGAAAAUUCAGAGACUAAAAUCACAGCUAAUACUUCACCUGAGAAAGCUUCAGCAAACACUGAGAGGGCAGGGGACAAGUCUGAGGACAAGCAGAUGCCUCCUCAGUCAGAUUUAAGCAAAGGGACGAUAAGAGAUCCUAAGACCCAAAGGGAAAAUUCUGAGAGAGAGACGGUCGUCACAAGGGACCAAAAUGCAAAUGAAGAGGCAAAGAUGACACAAAACAAACAAACCAAAGGCAAAGAAAAGGGUCAGAAGGGUCAGGGUCAGAAGGCUCAGGGAGAGACGCAAACUGUGGAACCUGGUUCAAAGAUGGUUUUUGGAAAUCAAAAUGUGAAGCCUGAAGGUGGGAAGAACUUGACAUCAUCACAAACCACAGAUAGUGAGAAGGGAUCAAAAACAGAAAGUGAAAAGGAAAAAUCAGAGACUAAAAUCACAGGAGGUGACAAGGAUCAGAGACAGAAACAAGCUGUUGAACAUGUUUCAAAGAAUCAAACAUCAUCAAAGCCGGUCAACACAGGCUCAAGCGUGGAUCCUGAUCCGGCUACAGCACCAGCACAGGACCCAAGUCAAACAUCAGGAAGUGAUGAGACACCAAAUGUGGGAAACACAGAAUCCAGCAGCAGAGAUGAACUACCUACAAGGCCGACUACAAGGAACAUUGCUGCAAAUGACAGAGUCACAAUUUACUUUCAUGGCAUUCUCUCAAAGGAUUUCAAGUUCAAUCCAGAAGAAGAUACAAUCUUCAUCAGAGCUGGGCCUCCCAUUGGAACUUGGAAAGAAAAUGCAACUGAACUGUCCGUGACCAAGGACCUCGGAGAUCAUGGUUUUCUUGUAGAAGGCACACUGUUGGAAAGCAGAGCAGCUGUUUUAUCUAAGUCAAUCCCAUAUAAAUAUGUUGUUUGGAGGCAUAAAAAAAAGGAUUAUGAGUUUGAGUUCAUAUACAAGACUGAUAAUGACAAGAUGACCAACAGAUGUUUGUUUGUAAAUUCCAACCUACUUAAACAAGAAGGGGACUGGCAUCAAUAUGACGACAUCAUCUGUGCAGCGCCGUCAAAGGGGAUGCUAAAGCGUAUAAUGAACACCUUUAGGCCAGACCAGAGAAAGGAUUUGAUUAAAGGCCGAACGAUUGCUGGCAAUAUAAUGCUGGACACAAUAUUUGAUCUCCUAAGGAGCUGGAGUGAAACCAACCUGAGAAGCUUUGUCGUCCAACUAAGGCAGUUUUUUAAAGUGUUUUCAGAGCCUUUUGUUUAUGAGGAGACACAUAAGAAAUGGGACUCGUUGAACUAUGGAAAGGACGAGGUGAAAGAGUUGCUGAAGAAUUUCAUGCUAAGAAAACUGAUACCUCAGUUGCUGAAGGAUGGAAAUGGGCAGAUGUGUUACAUACAGGAUCCCCUGAAGGCAGCUGUGAUCAUGCUUAGUGUUUGUAAAGAGUAUGGAAUUUGGCAAAGUAAUGAAGAGCUUAAUCAACUCUGCAACACACUACAUCUGCCUAAAUUAGGCAAAGAUUUCCAGCAGUAUUGGGCGGACUUUUCUAAGGAUGUCUCAGUUUUCAAAGAUCUGCCAAAAAAUUUGCUGGACGUGAUUAACUCUGUGAAAAAAAUGGGGACGCCCCGGUGGAUUCUGGUGCUCCCACUCCUUCAUCUCCUUAGAGGUAACACCAAGCCCUUUCAAACACCGUCGUCUGGCAGUGCUAAAUACGGGCUGACAUGGGCAGGUUUACAAGGCUUGGAAAUGGGCCACUCACCGACUUUAUACAGUCAAGAGAGAAAAGCUCUGAUGAAUAUACUGAACAGCUACAGUUACUUGAUGGAGGUGGAUGUGCUCCUUGUGAGAUCUUGUCUGUACCUGUUCUUGGUGGAUGACUUGAAGGAGUUUCUUGACAAUAUCAAUGUUGAGCUUUUGGAUGUCCUGAAUAUUUUCACUUUCAAGAUGCCUCAGGAUAUUUACUACACCAACUUUCAGGCUGUAUCAGAUAUUCUCUCCCAUGUACAAAGCAGACUUAUUGAGUCAAAAUACAGUUUGUUCACCGAUGCCUACAGGAGAGAGUGUCUGACAGCUGCAGUGAAACUUCUAGAGAAGAUCUGCAAAGAGGUCAAAAACUACAGCCAGAACUUUGCUGCAGGUAUCCCUGUAGCCUGCAUGAACAUGGUUGCAUCAAUCUCUGACUUUGUUCAGUGUAAUGUAAAACAGGAGGCUCAGGAAGAGAAUGAAGAGGAUACAUUUAUCAAGCACGCGAUCACUGAAGCCAUGGGAAUCAUGAGAGACUGGAUCAACCGUUCCUUCAACAAACAGUUGAUCUCAAAAUCAAUGUUCUCCACAGCUUACAACAAAGAUGAGAUUGAAUUGUGGAACAACAUACUCUCUAUCCGUUUCUACAAUGAAGACAUAACAACAGAGUGGAGACUCAAGUUCACAAUGGACUUUGAGGGAAAAUACAAAAAGGAAUCAGCUUUGGAUCAAAUUCAAUUCUACUGCACCAAGAUUGAAGAACUCAGUGUUUCCCAUCCACUUGUGUCUGAAAGUAUAGAGCGGUGCGCUCUUGAUGCUGUUACAUGUUUGUGUCAGACCAAGACAGAGGGCAGACUGUUCGAAAGAAUGGAGAUAAACUGGAAGUUUGGGAAACUCAUCUCAGCCAUUAUUGAAAAGUCCUGGCCACAGGACUGCCAAGGACACUAUGAGGAAGAUGAAGAGGUCGUUCUCCAGCACUUUCUCUCCUGGACAGCUGCCAGAGAAAUAUUCAAAAUAUAUGGUGCAGGAGAAAAGCUGUUUGAGAAGCUUUCUGAGGAAGCCAAGGAAAGACUUGCCAUUGCCAUAUCAUCCCUGAGUAACAUCAAACAUCAGCUGGUCAGUGGAGACAUUAAAAUCAGUCUUCUCAAUGUCAUCCGGCAGAGAAAACAAGCUUUCCUGGAUCUGAUGAAAAUUGAUGGACUCUCAGAGAAUGACCAGUACAAAGAUAAUGCUAAAAUGAGCAGGUUGCUGCAGUGCAGAGAGGAUGAAGUGAUGGCUGUUUAUCACGAGAAGAGGCUGUUGGAGGUUUUUUUGACAAUGUCCCAGAAACUUGACGAAUUUAUGACAGUUGAUGUUGCCUGCAUGGAAAACAAACAGUCUGUAAAUGUUGAGUCUAUGCCCCUGAACGAUUUCAUGGAGGUUCACCAAUUUGAACAACUCACCUCAGACAUGGCUGGUGUUGUCACCUACUUCAGCCUGGAUGAAUACAUCAGGAAAAUGGCGGAGGCCCUGCUCAUCGUCAGCGACAGUUAUAUUUUUACUGUGUAUUGGGAGAAACAAGCCAGACGCUGGGUCACUAAAAACCUUGGAGAUGAAGACGAUGAUUCAUAUACACAGGAGAGACCAGAAGUCGUGGCAUCACCAAAUAUAAUACACGAUGAAAUUUUUAAACCUUGCUACGCAGAUUACAAGGACAUUUACACUCGCCUAAAGGAUGGCAGUAUAAUACUCCAGGAAGUCAACGAGCUCUUGGGAGUCUUCAAAGGCCAGUAUGAAAAGCUUGCACAGGAGCUGGACAUCAUGUGCAGACUUUAUAAAUCUGCUGAAAAACAGUGGAUCCACAACAGGAUUCACCAGAUUGAACAGUAUCAUGAGCUCCAUCUAGCUGGCGCUUCAGCACAGAUUAUCAUAAAAGUCAAAGAGACGCUCUGUCUUCAAGGGGACUUUAGGGUUCUUGAAACUCUAACAAGAAUAAGUCAUGCUGACUUUGAAACUGAGCAACUCAAUCGCAUAGACAAUGACUUGAUGCAGGCGAAAAAAGUUCUGGUGGACAUCACUGAGCCACGCAGACUUUGUCUGCAGGAACUGACAGCCAGUGGACACUUUAUAAAAUGGGUCAAGGAAGCUUUCAUUAUAUCCCUUUUUGUUUUAGACAUCAGUGAGUUGAAGGUAUUUGUGGAUUUGGCAUCCAUCUCUGCGGGAGAGAAUGACAUGGAUGUGGCUCGUGUUGCAUGUUUCCACGAUGCUGUCCUUGGCUACUCUUCAAUGCUUUAUGAGCUGAAAUCAGAUUCUGGUUUUACAAUCUUCAAAGAGGUAGUGCAGAAGCUCUGGAAAGCUCUGGAAAAUGACAGUAACCUACCGAAAAAACUGAAGGACAGUGCUCGUCAUUUGGAAUGGUUAAGGACUGUAAAGGACAGCCAUGGGUCAGUGGAGCUCUCAUCUCUUUCAUUAGCUACAGCUAUAAACAACAAGGGCAUCUAUGUGAUCAGUGCCCAUGAUGUAAAAAUGUUGAGACUUGAUACUGUUGUGAGGCUGCAAAUUUCUGAGAAGGAUGAUGAAGGUACGCAGACCCGCUGGUAUUCCCUGGAGGACCUGCGGGAGCUGCAGAAUAAACUGAUGCUGAUGUCUGGGAAAGGGGAACAUGGGCAGCAUGAAGUUGAUCACUUUGCAGAGGUUUUUGCCAAUGUUCAGAGAUUGGCUGAGGCAUUUAUUGCCCUUCAUGUUGCUGGAAAUCCUCUCUUCAGAAACUGGGAAGCUCAUAUCAGAUGCUGUUUAAGCACCAAUGAACCUGGCAUAAUGAUGGAGUUUAACUUGAAUAGUGUUGUCAGUACUGUGAUUGUGGAUGGCAGCAUAGAGGAGCACCUUCCUGAGCUCUGUAGAAAAAUGGAAAAAUGCCUGGAAUACUGGAUGGCUUUUGUCAACAAGCAGAGAUCCCAGUUUUACUAUUUAAACUACUACACAGACGAACAGAUAAUUUACCUGUGCAGCAGGCUUACUCAGCAAAACUUGACAAGUGUGAAUGACCAGGUUCUGAUGAUGCUCUCUUUUGUCAAGCAAAACUGCACAGUCUCAGACCUGAGGGAAGUAUGGCAUGCACUCCAGUAUAAAAUUCUCACAGAGCCACAAGAUAAAAAUGAGGACAUUGAGUUUCAGACUUUUGUUGUGUUGCCAAGUCAUGAUGCAGAAGACCUAGAGUUCACCAGUCUGUUUGAUGGUGCACAAAGUAUUGUGGAACGAAGAAACACUACCCAAAAGUUUGAUCUCAUUUGGAAUGGUUACAGGAAAGAUAUGCAAAACUUUCUUCCCCAAAUUCUUGACAUGAGAACUCUUGGACAACUAUUGGAGUUACUAGCUAGCAGAGAAAUGAAAGACAGUAAAGAAGACAGUUCUGAAGGAUUCAGAAGAAACUUCACUCAGAGGCAGCUACCUAAACGCUUGGUGACAGGAAAUCCUAACCUCAUAAUUUGUCCGCAAGAUGAAGUCCUAACAUCUUGCAUCUCCAUUUACAUGAGUAGCAACGAGGAAUCACUUCCCACCUACGAUGAGGUACUUCUUUGCAACUCCUCAACAUCAUAUGAGCAGGUGGAGCUCUUUCUCAGGCGUUGUCUCUGUCCAGGUUACAAAGGAGAGAAAAUAUAUACACUGCUGUAUGGUGAGCUACUCUCCUAUGAUGUGAGCUAUAAGCUUGAAACCUUCUUCCAGAGAAUUAAAUUGCAGAGCAGACCCGACUACAGAUUAGUGAUCAUCUGCAGCUCAGAAAGAGAACAUGCCUACCUGCCAUCAGUAUUCAGCCAGUACAGAUUGCACAUGGUUCCGCAGGAGCCAAUGGAAAGAAUCCAGAAAUACCUCUGUAAGCACUACACCGUCCCAGCGCAUAUAUGUAGUGCUGCUGCUGCGUUCAAAGACCGCCUUCGUGUUGGUAUCAUCUCUUCCAAAAGGGCAGGUGUUGGUAAAUCACUUUACAUCAAGAGACUGUAUUCAAAACUGAAGGAAUCAACCAAAAAACCUUCUCUGUUGAAAUGCAUUCGCCUGAUUGAACCCAAGGUUGAUGAAAAUGAUAUUCUUCAGUCUCUUUUGGAAACCACAAAGAGUAAAGAACUCACGAUCUUCCAUUUUGAUGUCACUUCAUCGGUUCAGAAAGGCCUCCAUGAGUUUCUUUUCAAGUUGCUGGUUCUGGGCUAUUUGAUGGAUUGUGAAGGAAAGAUGUGGAAAUGCAAUCCCAAACAUCUGUAUGUGGUAGAGAUUUUAGUACCAACAGUUAAAGCAAACAUAUCACUGCAGGGUCAAACUGCCAACAACACAUUCAUAUAUGUGUUCCCGAACAUCACUUGUCAACCUCCCAAAGAUGUUCUAAUGCUAGAGAUGAAGAAGCAAGAAGAUCCCUCCAGUGUAAACGCUGAUGACCCAUUAAUGGAUGAUAAGGAAUUUAAAAGCGCUGCUUUUCAGAGGCCCUAUCAGUAUCUCACACGGUUUCACAACGGCAUCAAUCUUGAUGGAUUCACAUAUAAGGAUGUUGAAGGAUCUCAUGUCCAAUGCCUUCAGAUGUUGCUUGUGUACUGUGGCAUCAUGGACCCAUCCUGGGCAGAACUGAGAAAUUUUGCAUGGUUUCUUAACAUUCAGCUACAAGAUUGUGAGGGAUCUGUUUUUUGUGAUGCAGCUUUCACUGGAGACACAUUAGCUGGGUUCAAAACCUUUGUGGUGGACUUCAUGAUUCUAAUGGCUAAGGAUUUUGCCACUCCAUCACUCAGUAUCUCUGACCAAAGUCCUGGCAGGACGCAAGUAGACUUGACUGGUGUUAAAGAUGAAGACCUGGCCCCUUUUCUGAUUAGAAAGAGAUGGGAAACUGAGCCACAUCCAUACAUCUUCUUCAAUGAUGACCAUGUGUCAAUGACUUUCAUUGGUUUCCAUCUACAGGUUAAUGAAAAAGAUGUUGAUGCAAUUCACCCCACAAGUGGAAAAGUGAUCAGAAAGAAAAUCAUGACAAGACAGUUGUAUGAAGGCCUUCAGCUACAAAGAGUCCCUUUCAACAUUGAUUUUGAUCAGUUGACCAGAGCUGAGAAAAUUGAGCGAAUUUGCAAUGUUCUUGGAAUUCAGUGGCCUCUUGAUCCUGAUGAAACAUAUGAACUAACAACUGACAACAUACUGAAAAUGCUCGCCAUCCAUAUGCGAUUUAGGUGUGGCAUCCCAGUCAUUAUCAUGGGCGAAACAGGUUGUGGUAAGACUAGACUGAUCAAAUUCCUUUGUGAACUGCGAAGGAGUGGAGUGGCAACUGAAAACAUGAAGCUGGUAAAGGUCCACGGAGGGACAUCGUCAGAGAUGAUUUACUCCAAAAUAAGAGAAGCAGAAGUCAUGGCUUCUAUCAACAAAACAGACUAUGGAUUUGACUCUGUUCUCUUUUUUGAUGAGGCCAACACAACCGAGGCCAUUAGCAGUAUAAAGGAAGUCCUGUGUGACAAUACAGUGAAGGGAGACAGUUUGACCUCCAUGUGUGGACUGCAGAUUAUUGCAGCAUGCAACCCUUAUCGGAAGCAUACAGAUGAGAUGAUCAAGAGGUUAGAAUCAGCUGGUCUGGGCUACAGAGUACGGGCUGAAGAAACUGAUGAAAAACUGGGUUCUAUCCCUCUACGUCAGUUGGUGUAUCGAGUUCAAGCCUUGCCGCCGAGCAUGAUCCCUCUGGUUUGGGACUUUGGACAGUUAAAUGAUCAAACAGAGAAAAUAUACAUCCAACAGAUUGUCCAAAGAGUAACUGAAAACAAAGCAAUUGAGCAAAACUACAUGAAAUGGAUCACUAACGUUCUUUCAGCUUCCCAGAGGUUCAUGAGAACAAGAAAGGAUGAAUGCAGUUUUGUAAGUCUGAGAGAUGUUGAGCGCUGCAUGCAGGCAUUUGUUUGGUUCUACGAAAACCAUGUUAUGCUUUUUUCUGAGCUGAAGGAACAUGAGAACAAGCAAAAAAAAAAGGAACGGUACCAGAGGGAGGCCAGAGACCCAGUUAUCUGGUCUCUAGUCAUGGCUAUUGGGGUGUGCUACCAUGCCUGCCUUGAAGAUAAAGAUAAAUACAGACAAGAAAUCAGCGAUCACCUACCACCAUCGUACGACUCAGGAAAGGUACAGCAGGAAAUUGCAGUCAUGCAAGACUUACUUUUAAGUGGUGUACCAAUGGGAGAUACCAUUGCAAGAAAUGGUGCCCUAAAAGAGAAUGUCUUUAUGAUGGUUCUCUGCAUUGAGCUAAGAAUCCCUCUUUUUCUUGUUGGAAAACCUGGAAGUUCCAAAUCUCUGUCAAAAACCCUGGUGGCAGAUGCAAUGAAGGGGCAAGCUGCUCAUUCUGAUCUCUACAAAAAGCUGAAACAGAUCCACUUGGUGUCCUUCCAGUGCAGUCCUCACUCUACCCCAGAAGGUAUCAUUAAUACAUUCAAGCAAUGUGGACGCUUUCAGGAAGGAAAGAACUUGAAUGAAUACAUUUCAGUAGUGGUUCUUGAUGAGAUUGGCCUUGCUGAAGACUCUCCAAAGAUGCCACUGAAAACCCUUCACCCACUGUUAGAGGAGGGAUGCAUUGAUGAUGAGCCUCUACCACACAAAAAAGUUGGUUUUAUUGGCAUCUCAAACUGGGCUUUAGACCCAGCAAAGAUGAACAGAGGGAUUUUUGUGUCCCGAGGUGAUCCUGAUGAAAGAGAACUUAUUAAAAGCGCUAAAGGCAUAUGUUCAUCCGAUGCAGUGGUUUUGGAAAAGGUCAGGGAUGUCUUCAAGCCUUUUGCAAAAGCAUACUUAAACAUCUGCCAUGAGCAAGGAAAAGGCUUUUUUGGACUUCGUGACUUCUACAGCCUGAUCAAGAUGCUCUUUGCUGUUGCCAAGGUAACCCAGCAGAAGCCCACACCGGAGGAAACUAUAAAGGCAGUGUUGAGAAACUUCAGUGGCAGGGAUGAUGUAGAUGCAGUCUCAUUGUUUACUGAAAGACUACAGAUUUCACCAAAUCUGGAGAACAUCAAUGCCAUUGAGUUUGUAAGAGAAAACAUUCAGUCGAUUGGACAGGAAGAGGAAUGUCGAUACUUGCUGGUGCUAACCAAAAACUUUGCAGCACUGCAGAUCCUUCAGCAAACCUUCUUUUCAGAAAGAAAUCAGCCAGAAAUCAUAUUUGGGUCCAGCUUUCCAAAAGACCAAGAAUAUACCCAAAUUUGCCGCAACAUCAAUAGAGUAAAGAUUUGCAUGGAGACAGGUCAAACAGUUGUGCUUCUGAACUUGCAAAACCUUUAUGAAAGUCUGUACGAUGCACUCAACCAAUACUAUGUCUACUUGGGUGGACAAAAAUAUGUGGACCUUGGGCUGGGAACCCACCGUGUGAAAUGCAGGGUGCACAAUGACUUUCGUCUGAUCGUCAUUGAGGAAAAAGAGAUAGUGUACAGACAAUUCCCAAUACCUCUCAUCAACAGGCUGGAGAAGCACUAUCUGGACAUUCACACUGUCCUUACAGCUGAUCAGAAGAGGAUGGUAGUAGAACUAGAGAGAUGGGUAAAACUGUUUGUGACCCUCGGCAGUCAAAACUUAGCAAUGGCUUCUACCUACAAGUAUCAGCCACCAGAUGUCUUCAUUGGCUAUCACUCAGACACAUGUGCUUCUGUGAUUCUUCAAGUAAUUGAGAAAGAGAAGGCUAGGUUGGAAAUCUCAGAUCCAGACAAGCGAGCACUUGAUGAAGCUAAAUUGGUCCUCCUCAAAUGUGCCACACCAGACUCAGUGGUACGACUGGACUGCACAGACCUUCCCAAAGUGGAAAGUGAAAACCUGGCCAAUGUGUACUUUGAAAAGCAGAAAACCAGUUGUUUUGCUGACUACCUACGUGCUGAAACAGAGCGGGAUGUCCAAGGAUUCCCAUCCUUCACAGAGGUGACAACGUUCUCAAGACUUUUGACAACAGCUGACCUGAAACCAUUGGAACAAAUGUUUCUAAAUGUUGAGCUGCUUUCACUGCAGCAGUUUGACACUGAGCACUCCUUUCUAAAGAAGAUCAGGACCUUCCUGACCACUGAAAAGGAGAAACCGAGGCUGGGUCACUAUAAAAAAAUCCUCAUCAUUCAGUGUGAUUUUGACGAAACCACUCACAGUGCAAAUCUGAUUGCAUCUGCAAAGUAUUCCUCCAUAAAUGAAAUCAACAAAAUAAUUCAGGAGGGAAAAAGAAAUGGUGCAUUCUUGUUCUUUAUCACAAGACUCCCAAGAAUGGAAGGAGGAACUUCUUACGUUGGCUUUCACGGGGGUCGCUGGAGAUCUGUUCACAUCGAUGAUCUCAGACUAUCAAAAGACAUUGUCUCUGACAUCAAAGCUUUGCAAAACAUGACAAUCAGUCAAAUGUUUGAGACAAAGAUCUGCCAGCCUGAUGCUACUGAAGAGGGUGACAUGUAUAUUGAGACAGAAGAAAUGGAGGUAGAAGAAAGUGGCUUGGAAAAUUUGUUGGACACUACAGCUUUGUUGCGCAGCUGUGUACAGAGUGCAGUGGGAAUGUUGAGAGACAGAGUGGACAGUGGCCUCCGAAGCACUCAGAGGGUGGAAAUCCUGCUGACUCUCCUUAGUGAUGACGACAGCAUAAACGGUGAAUUUCUGCAGUACAUGAAGAAACAUCUUUACUCACUGCUUGCAAAUCAUGAAAACAACUCCUUUAAGACCAAUUGGGUGAUUAAGGAAGCCUCAAACAUUGAUGCACUGCAAGAAGGAGGCACCUUUAGGCACACUCUGUGGAAGCGCAUUCAAGCUGUUGUCAUUCCACUUAUGGCCCAACUGGUGUCAGUCAUUGAUCGUGAUCAUAACUUGGAUAUCUUGCUUGAUAGCAAUUGUGGUGACUCUCUCAAGAGGCUGUGGUUGGAUCUUUUUAGCCAUGACAAGUUUUUGGAAAUCCCCCAGAUAAAGGUUGACAACAACAGUGAAACAAAAACAAUCCUUGUACAAAACUACAUUGCACAAGACAAGAACUUGAGCUGCAGCAUGCCGUUCAGCUGGAGGAUCAUGGAUUUCCUUGAGGAGCUCUGGGUUCAUACUCUUCAACAUGAAGGCCACACCCAAAAAGAUUUUGUGGGUUUUUUUUGGAAAACACCACUUGGCCGGUACAUUGCAAAAGCCAACCCAGAGAUGCAGAUAGAGUAUUUUCAACGCUACCUUCAGGAUUUCAUCUCAAUGACCAUGAACGUGACAUGUCAAGGAGAUGUUCAGCUCCUGCGUUGUGCUUUAAACUGCUGUGUCAAUGAGGUGUGGUCAAAGCUCAAUGAAAAAGAAACAAUAAUAUCUCUUCCAUGGGUCCAUGUGGCUUAUCAUGAGUUCAAAAACAGGCUUCAGAAUCUUUCCAGAAUGAUCUGCAUUGAGCCUGAUGUAACCAGUGAGCUCUUGAAGAAUCCCUAUGUCCUGAAUGGGGUUGAAAUGGUGCUGGACGUGUUCACUGCUUUUGCAUGUGUAGAGUACCUUGAGCCAGUGGCCCUAAACACAGAGGCCGAAAGGCAAAAUUGGCUUAGGAAGGUCAAAAAACUCCAGGUCCCUAUUGAGUUGAUCUGCUCAGAGGACAGUGUAAAAGAAUAUGGACAAAGAAGCAAAGAGAUUGUGUACCGGGUCCAAGCUGGAUGGAAUCGUUUAUUUUCUAUGUCACUGUUUGUUGAGAACAUGUUCAACAUCGAUGACACAGAGAAUAAACUCAUUCCUUUAGUAUUGGAACAUACAAAAACACUGGGCCAGAUCCUGGAAAAAACUUCAGACCUGAAAACCCAACAGUCAUUUGAGGAAGUUAUACGUUUACUGAAAAUGUGUAAAGAUGAAGCUGUUGAACGGAUCUUCAGGUUUGGCCUUAAACUGUGUACAGUCUGUAUGGGAGACCCUCAGGACCCACUCUGCCUGCCAUGUGAACACGUAUAUUGUGUUGCCUGUAUCAGGCAGUGGUUGGUCCCGGGUCAGAUGUACUGUCCAUUCUGCAUGCAACCAGUUGAAGAUGACUUCCCAAUUGUUCCGUCAGAUGACAUGAGGGUUCUUUUCAAACGACAUGCUCGAUUUAGGAAGCAGUGCAACACCUUCUUCAUAGACCUGGUGUCUAAUAUGUGCUUCAAGGACAACUCUCCUCCCUCUUCGGCUGUCAUACAUGACUUACUAUCCUUUCUCCUGGUGGAAACCAACACAGUUCCAAAUCACAAGGGUAACACACAUGUGCGGACCAAGAUGCUCUCUCCUUUUGAUGAAUGCAUGGAUAAAAAUCCUGUGGUCCGAUCAGUUGUGUUAAAACUGCUGCUGAAAUACAGCUUUGAAAAGGUUAAGGAUUAUCUGCAGGUGCAUCUCAAGGCUUUAGAGAAGAGCCAAAUCUUGGAAGGAACAAACAAAAUUGAACUGUACUGUUUGUACAUUAACUGCCUCGAGGACUCCAUGUUUGAGAUGUUACACUUCAGGACCACUGCACAGCAGCAGAAAUGUCUCCAAGAAGAGAGUUCCUUUCUGACUGACUACUUACAAUCAAGAAGUCACUCUGCUGAAACGGUCACUGUAGAGUAUCUUCAGCAAGUGGCCAGAGUGCGUAUGGACCUGGAUAUGGCUGCUGGCCUCAUAACAGAGAACAUGAGAUCUACUGAUUCGAGAAAAGGGGAGCAAAGUGUGACUACAGCAUUCAUGACCAGUGUGGUGAACUUAUGUAGGCAGAGUGAAAAUGACUGGUACCGUGUCUACUUGAUACGUAAGAUCUCAAGCCAAUAUGGAGUAGAGUUUGCCCUGAAACUCCUCAGAGACAAGGAAAUGAGCUGGCUCUUUCCUAAGGAAGCAUUGCUAAAGCGAGAAGUAGGCCCUUCAAUAGACCAGUUUCUAGUGUGUGGAGAAGACUACAAGGCUUUCAGGAAUGCUAUAACAACUGUGAUGCUGCGAGGCCAAUUUGAUCAACUAGAUGAGACUUAUAAGGGGUGCAGAACUUCUCCGCAGUUAAAAACAGUUUAUCUCCUGUUGGCACUGUACAGAGAGGUCACCACUCUUUACAGAGAAGCUGAUGUGAGCCUUCAUCCAAAGCCUGAGCUCAUUGAAGAACUGAUACAAAACAUUGACAAAUUCCUGGGCACCCAAAUGGUGAAAACUUUUGCCAAGGCUCUCCUGACCAAUCAGCUUGGGCCGUUGACCCUAGGUCCUCGCUUUUCCAGUUCCAAGUGUGUGUUGUUGGACUUGACCUUUCACCUGGCUGCUGUCCUCAUUAGUGGGAACCAAGGGAUCCUGGUUCCCCUCCAACAACUGGCUCAUGCACCUGCCAACAUGCAGGCUGCCUUUUUACCCACAAUGCCUGAGGACAUGUUAGCAGUGGCCCAACAAGUAAUAAAAGUAGUAGAAGGACGAGUGACGUGGUACCUUUGUCCAAACGGCCACUACUGCAUCAUUGGAGAGUGUGGCAUGCCCAUGGAAACCAGUUUGUGUUUGGACUGUAAGGCACAGAUUGGGGGACAUGGUCACAAGUCUGUGCCUAACUUUCAUGCUGCUCAAAUUGGAAGGGACCGUACCGAGAGUGGGCACAUCCUUGGAUCUCCAACUCGUAGAGGCAGCCCAGAUAUGUUGGACACCAAGAGCAUGUCGCCUGUUCCUUUUAAUGUGGUUCGCAUGCUGACCCACAUGGCCAUGCUGUUUGGUACCUACAGUCAACCAGAGUCAAUCUCAGCCAUCAUCAAGCCUAGAGUCAAUGACCCAGCACCUUUUCUACUUGCACACUUGCAAGAAGACCUAAAAUAUCUCAUCACAUCACUUGGCAAAGGCACAGAUGAAACUGUCAGCACUGUUCACCUGCUAAUCAACAGCCUGAUGGAACGUCACCAACAGCAAUGGCCUGCUCCAUAUGACAAUCAACUUUCGACCAAAGAGAAAAGAAAUGGAUGGGAGAUGGAAAUUAGCAAUGCUGUAAUUGUACCUGAACUAACGGACUUGGAUAGGAAGUUAAAGGAGGCAAAUACAUUCAUUCACUCUGACGCUCGCAUUUCUGCAAAUCCCAUCAUGAAGCUCGUCUUUGGAGAUCCUUGUUUAUUCUUGGCCUCACUUCCCAAAAACUCUCUGCUCCAUGGUUCUGCUGUGUGGAGCUGCAGAGAGAAAAUCUCUCUUCGCACACUUCGCGUUGUGGAGCAGAACAAUGGCAAAGACACGCUGCCUGUUCUCUGGAGAUUUCUACACAAGGAAGCUGAGCUUUGCCUUGUGAAGCACCUUCCCAACAUUCUUACACUGCAGAGGGAUCUUGUCAAGAAGUUUCAGAACAUUACUGAGCUGAAUUUUAGGACCAUUGCUGAUUUUCUCAACAGUCCAAGAGCAGUUUCUCUGAACUCCUGGUAUGAAAAGUACAUCAAAAUCUUCCUGAACACCUGGAAUCAACUCAGAGUGUCUUUGGCAACCAAUGGUGAGGUGAAGAUCCCUGCUGAAUUCUGUGAAAAGGAUCUGGACUACAACAGUACCUUCAGGGUGUUGUUACCACAGCGUCACGGCCCGGGCCUGUGCUCUACAGCCCUCGUUAGCUACCUCAUUGCCCUGCACAAUGGACUGGUCAACUGUGUAGAUGAAUACAGCCCGGCUACACAGACCAGGGAGACCAGCUACAAAGUGAGCCCUGUUGAUCUGACUGACCUGCACGUGAUCCGGUACGAGUUGCACAGGGACCUAAUGCCCCUGGUUCUAUCAAACACCCAGUACACUAUUGAGAAAGGGCAAGAGAUCGUUCAUGAGUACGACCUGCCAAAGAUCCAGCAGCAGAUUCUGUCACGCUUCAUUCUGGGGAAACCGCUCAUCACACUAGAUGGUAUUCCAACGCUGGUGAACAGACAGGACCGCAACUACGAGGUGAUCCUGAAAGAUGUCAAAGCCAAAGUACAGCAAGAGCCUCUUCAGACUCUCACCCUGUUCACUCUGGCUGGGGAAUUGCACUCCUACAGUGAGGUUUGUGAGGCGUUGUCCACCCUGGAGGUGGCCCUUGGGUUUCUGUCUAUGACUGGAGGAGACGCUCACAUGCAGCUGUCCUACUACCUUGAGAAGGAUCUGCAGAUGGGUGACCAAAUCGCUCCACACGUUCUCAAGGCCCUGAGCAUGUGUUGUCUUCAACAUUGUGUGGCGCUGUGGCAGCUGCUGUCCUCACUCAAAUCAGAAAACAUGCUGCGACUGAGGAGGGACCCAUUUGUAGACGUUUCAGAAAAGUACAAGGAGCCUCUGAGUGAGGAGCAGAAAAGACUCCUGACUGGGUUCUUCUCCAAGAGCAGUGCUGAUGCUUUCCUGCUGGAGAUGCACGAGUUCCUGCUGCUGGUCCUCAAAAAGCCCAAGGCACUUGAUACCUUCAAACCAAACUGGGGCCUAAAAAUCACACUGGUGUCCUACAUCGAGAGCAAAGACAUGAACGUUUCCCCUGAUGUGGAGGAGCUCUUCCCUGAGGAGAUCUGCCUGUCACAUUAUGUCGAAGCCUGGAAGUUCAUUAUUGCCUCCAAACAGGAGCGUGGUCAGAGACAGUGAUGAUGAGCUGUUGAAAGGAUCUUCCUGUCCGGUUCCUGCGAAUUUGAAAUCACAAAAAUCACUGAUGUUUACAAUCAUGACAGGAAAGAAAGAAAAGAAUAUGUACCGCCUGCACUAUUUUCUAUUUGGAAAGGCUUACAUAAGUUAUUUUAUGACAUUCAUUCCUUACUUGUUUGUUUUUUGGUUGUUUGUUUUUUUUUAGUAGUAGCCUGUUGAAUUAUUGCUAAGCAACAAAAUGCCCAGGGAUUCUCUACCUUUGCCUUCUGUACUUUGCCUUCUGUACCUUAAAAUGUGAAUGUCUUAAAGACACACACAAAAACAUAGUUUUACUCAGGAACAAUUUGAUCCUAAUAAUUUUUCUUGAACAGUUUUGAUUUUUCUACGGUCAAUCUCUUAAAACAUUCCUGAUUGUUUUCUACACCUUAGAAAUAAUCAUCACACAAGACAUGUGUUACAAUAAAUCAUGCAUAUAAUAUU